CUCCUGCUCUCUCUCACCCUCCUUUCCCUUCUUCGUCACUGACCGUAUCACACUCUCUCCACUUGUUUUCGGUAGCAUUUCUUCCUCUUUAGACCACGCUUUUAAUCUUACUCUCUCUCUAUUCUAUCCUCCCUCAUUUCUCUCUCCUGCACUAUUUCUCUGUUUAUACAGAGGAAUGCAGUAUGUGGCACGCUGUGGUUCUUUGGCUGUUGAUGCUCGCGACUCUGCUCCAGGUGUCAGUGCAGGGUCCCCACCAGCGGUUUCUGCUCAGGGAGCUGCUGCGGGACUACAACCCCAUGGAGAGACCGGUGGCCAACGACUCCCAGAGCCUCACCGUUCAGUUCUCCUUCACUCUGAUGCAGGUCAUGGAUGUGGAUGAAAAGAACCAGAUCCUCACCACAAACGCCUGGCUGCAGAUGCAAUGGUACGAUCACUACCUCCAGUGGAACCAGUCAGAGUAUCCUGGAGUUAAGAACCUCCGUUUCUCUUCGGACCAGGUCUGGACACCUGACAUAUUGCUCUACAACAGUGCUCAUGAUAAGUUUGAUGCCACCUUUAAAACCAAUGUUCUGGUUAACUCCAGCGGCUUCUGUGAGUAUCUGCCUCCAGGAAUAUUUGUCAGCACCUGUAGCGUGGAUGUGCGAUGGUUUCCGUUUGACAUCCAGCGCUGUGAACUGAAGUUUGGCUCCUGGACGUUCGAUGGCUGGCUGCUGGACCUCCAGAUGAAGGAGGCUGAUGUUUCAGGAUACAUGACUAACGGAGAGUGGGAUCUACUGGAGGUCCCUGGAGAUCGUCACGAACUAUUCUAUGACUGCUGUGCAGAGCCCUACCCUGAUGUUACCUUUGUGGUGACCUUGCGACGAAGGACCUUGUUUUACGCUCUCAACCUCCUCAUGCCCUGUGUGCUCCUCUCCUCCAUGACCCUGGUCUGCUUUCUGUUACCGGCCAACUCGGGGGAGAAGAUCAGCCUGGGCAUCACGGUUCUGCUUUCUCUGACGGUUUUCAUGCUGAUGGUGGCAGAGAUUAUGCCUGCCACUUCAGAUUCUGUCCCGCUGAUAGGACAGUACUUUGCCAGCACUAUGGUGAUUGUCGGGAUGUCAGUAGUGGCCACAGUCAUGGUCCUGCAGUUCCAUCAUCACAGCCCCAACGAUGGAAACAUACCACGCUGGGUGCACUUAGUUCUGCUGCAGUGGGUUCCUUGGUUCCUGCGGAUGAAGCGUCCUGGAGAGGGAGCGGAGCCGCCUCUUUCCAACUUCCAGGCCGACUGUCAGAGCAAGAACCUGUCCUCUCCUACUACAACCACUACCACCACCACCAACCCCACACCAGUGCCCUCUAUCAUCCCCCAGAGCCUCAACUCCCUUCAGGCCAGCCUGGCUCAGCUCAACCACCCAAUGUCCCACCCAAUGUCCCACCCAAUGUCCCACCCAAUGUCCCACCCAGGAUCCCACCGGCCCGGCUCUCAUACUGGUAUCCUCCCUAAUAUCAGAGAUCCUGGCCCCAACCCACAUCCACAGCCCAACGGCCAUCUCCUGUAUAUGGGUUUCCAGACCUUCCAGACCACGGCAGAGCUGGAGCAAGUGCAGGGAGGCAGAACCACGAGUCACGGCAGGGUGAACAGUGGAGUAGGUGGAGGCGAAGGAGAGGGAGCAGCAGCCGGAGCGCAUACUGGAGAUACACCAAUCCAUCACCACCUUCAAUCUUCCAAGUUUAGGAGCCCCCCACUGGAAACUCAUCUGUCCAUAGACCCCGACCCGUCAACCACAGCCUCUGGACCCUGCGGCCUGGAGACUGGGUCUGCAGCAGGGAGAUCAGCUGCUAUGCAGAACCACAGCGGGAUGUUUCGAUCUGUUGCAGUGGACCACCAGCUGCAGGAGCUGCUGGUGGAGGUGCAGUUUUUAGUGGAGCGCGUUAAAGAGCAGGACCGACUGGUCAGCUUGGCAGAGCAGUGGCAGUUUGCUGCAGCUGUCAUUGACCGCCUGUGCCUGAUGGGAUUCAGUAUUUUCAACAUUAUUUGUACCAUCGCUAUCCUCAUGGCCGCACCCAACUUUGGGGAAGCUCUGUCGAAAGACUUCAUCUGACACACAGAGGGAUUUGAAGAUGUAAAGGUAUGAUACAGAUGAGGGUUUGUUGGAAGUGCUGUUAAUGACACUGGGACAUACAACAGUACAUAUUUCCUCUAAAGCUGGAGUGGGCUGUGGUACUUGUGGAUUGGAAUAUGAUAAUGCUCAUUCAGUGUUUACUGUUCACAUAUUUUCUUUUGCAAUGGUUUCUAUGUAAGUGUUAUUUAUGCGUUUGUUUCUCCCAAAAGGUAACCAAAGUUGUUAUUUAGAGGUGAAAAAUAAUCCAUCUUGUGUUUGGGAUCUGCUACUAAAUAUAAUGGGUUCUACCUUCACUCAUUCCACACGCUUUCACCAAAUGUCAUGAAUUUUGGACCAACAUUUUUUCUCUACUCGAGCUGACAAAGCAUAUCGUUCUUGGCAGAAGUCAAAAGUAAAAGAAGCGUCUCAUAUAUUGAUCAUUUUGGUGAAGUUUCAACAAAAACAUUUUUCACUGAAACCUUGAUGAUGAAGGUUUGUGUUUCUUUUGUUUUUAUCCCAGUCAACAAAUUAAGAGUUUUUUGGAAUAGUAUUGUAAUUGAGGAUCCUUUAGGAAGAUCAUCCUAGAAUGUGUGUGAAAACUGGGAAGCAUGACUUGAUUUGAUCAAUACUGAUCUAUUUGUUAUAAAGUCUUGACACUGAAGUGUUGCAUGUAAACCUGCUUUUCCAUACAAUACAGACCUGAAUAUCUGUAUGCUAUUGUGUGAUACUAAAACUAUUAUUUAUACUAAAGUACACACAUUUCUGUUUGCACUGAUGAGCUCCUUCACGAGAUGCAAUUGUUUUUUAAUUCUCAUAAUAUCCUUAUUUAAAUUUGAAUUCUUCUAUUACA
Molecule: messenger RNA, 2931 nt
Organism: Notothenia coriiceps (black rockcod)
Lineage: Eukaryota; Metazoa; Chordata; Actinopteri; Perciformes; Nototheniidae
Product: neuronal acetylcholine receptor subunit alpha-7-like
Exons: 10
Coding region: 183-2081 (632 amino acids)
Biological process (GO): monoatomic ion transmembrane transport
Cellular component (GO): postsynaptic membrane
Molecular function (GO): transmembrane signaling receptor activity; acetylcholine-gated monoatomic cation-selective channel activity
Source: RefSeq, a predicted model, not a curated record